AUGACACAUUCGCAGUCCCUCGGCAUAGCCUACACCUCCUGCGCCCCGGACGAUAACCAGCGCCAGUUCGAUAUAUACUCUCCCACUCACACACCUGCGACAGCGCGCCCGCUCGUGAUCUUUGUGCACGGUGGCGCAUGGCGAGCGGAAGACAAGCGAGACCACGCUCCGCUCGCCCGCAGCAUCCUCACUGCCACUGGAUGUCCAGUGGCAGUGCCCAAUUAUCGUCUUACGCCGUCGCGGAACGUCGAUCCCCAUCUCAGGCAUCCGGUCCAUGCCCAGGACGUGCUCACCUUCCUGUACUUCAUCCAAGCGUGGCGCGACCCGCAGUACUCAUUCGACCCGCGCAAACUUGUAUUGAUUGGGCACAGCUGCAGUGCACAUAUGCUGUCCUCUAUAUUCUUGGACUCGCAGACGCCCAGUCUAGCCCCGUCCAAAGACCUCCUGUGUGCAGUCAGAGGCAUUGUCUUGUCAGAAGGCAUCUUUGAUAUCGAUACCUUAGUCCAUCGCUUCCCUGACUAUCGUCGCUGGUUCGUCGACGAUGCUUUCGGUCCGGCCGAGCAUUAUCCAGAGUUCUCGACGUUGCGUUAUUCCCCCUGGCCUAAUACCCCCAUCAAAUGGCUCCUCAUUCAUUCAAAGGGCGAUAUGCUCGUCGAUGUUCCUCAAACAGUCGCAAUGUACAACCAUCUCAAGACCUUAUAUCCUGAGGGAGUUACCUUUGAUAUCGAUUCUGUAGGGAGCGACCACGAUGAUGUUCUUCGGCAAGAUGCGUACAUCCAGAUGGUCAAGGACUUGGUCGUAAAUUUUAUCUGA
Molecule: messenger RNA, 813 nt
Organism: Cyclocybe aegerita
Lineage: Eukaryota; Fungi; Basidiomycota; Agaricomycetes; Agaricales; Hemipholiotaceae
Source: the annotation of a GenBank genome assembly